UAUCGAACCAUCGUAUGCCCCAGUGCUGGUCCCUGAGCUGGGGAUUGCCACCCUCAGAGCUCGCGUUGCAUACAGAAAAAUUAGAUCGAUGGACUAGAGACUGGGCGCGAGCACGACUGGAUGGAUGAUCGCUCGUGUCCCCUCAUGCUUGCCCGCCUGCCAGCCAUGCAAUGCGGAACCAGGCAGCGGUGAGCAAACACGCAGCUCGCUCGCCAGCGCACAUGGCGAGAGAAACCGGGAAAGGCGAGGAUGCGAAAGGAUCAUAUUUAGCACGAUCGGAGGACGAGCACGUAGGGCUUUGUAGAUGCAUAGACUGGGAAUGUUGGGAUUAUUGUCUUCGAUGCUGUUUUUGCAUCUUUCGCCAUCUGAAGGUUAUCGUAUCCGAUACCGGCGUAAUGGGAACCUUGAUAUUGCAAAUACGGGAAGAAGGAGGAGCUAGUAAUGCAGUAAAGGAAAGUCGUAGACUACAAGAGACAUAUUCUAGAAUAUGCGUAGACAUUUCCAGUGUGCUAAUAUUACAACAUCCGCAGGCCAUACGCAACACUGCGGAGAGCCAUCUAGCAAACAUAGCAGGUAUUGGAGGGUAUGGAAACUGCCGUUAUCGCACUUCGAGGAUACGAAACUAGAUAAAGAAGGAUGACAUGAAGAUCGCAGGCAAGAGUAAAGAGUAGGCUAAUGACCUUUACCCUCCCAACUAGAAGUCCCAGCCGACGCAAGUCGGUCAAAGCAACCAAAGCGCUGGCCUGUCUUCUUUCCGCAUGCCAGUAAACAGGUUUGGACCG
Messenger RNA from Westerdykella ornata, 782 nucleotides. RefSeq lists its product as uncharacterized. NCBI's taxonomy places the organism in Eukaryota, Fungi, Ascomycota, Dothideomycetes, Pleosporales, Sporormiaceae. Bases 171 to 626 code for a protein of 151 amino acids. The record is from RefSeq and is a predicted model, not a curated record. The transcript has a single exon.